AAUGUGCCUUUCUUGUUUGUUAGAUGCCUGAAACUUGUAAUUGAUCUUCCUAAUUUUCAAUAGUUUUACGGAAUUAGAGAGGCGAUGAUCAUCCGAAUUCAUUGGCAAGGUUAAUUAUAACAUAAGAUCGAUCCACCACCACAGAAACUAUGUUGAAUCGCACUCUUCUAGACUCGAUCCGAGACGAUCCUAAUACCAGUGAAGGUAAAAAGAGCUGGAAGGUCUUCAGAGACAAACUCCGUCUUCGCCGUGCAGGAGCCGCCUGGAUCUCCAGCGUGCCGACACCUACCUCCGAUGUCAACAUUCCAACCUCCAACAGACUUGUUUCCAGGCGCGGAUCAGGUCGUUUCCCCGGCAAUUACACUUCCAACUCCGAUCUGAUGUCGAAUCCCAGCGGUGGAGCAUCAAUGAUGCGACGUAAUUCCAGCCGCCAACCCUCACUCGCCACCUCCAGGUACAAUCAUGGGAUGAGCGAGUUAACACAUCCACCAGUGGAAGGGCAGACAAUGGAGACUAUACCCAGACCACGUGUUCGAUUCCAGUUAGAUGAUGAGUUAGAUGAUGAUGAAGAUAAGGGGAGUCAUGGUGAGAAUGAUGAAGAAGGGGAGGGAGGAGAUUCGCAGCAAAGUACUUCACUGAUGUCAUUGUUGAUGGAUGGUUCGAGCUAUUUGGAUGAUGAUGAUGAGGACGAGGACGAAGAUGAAGACGGUGAGGAAGAAGAGAGAAAGAGCGAGGAAUUCAACACCUGCUGCGUAUGUAUGGUGAGGCAUAACGGUGCAGCAUUUGUUCCAUGUGGGCAUUCAUUCUGCAGAAUGUGUUCUCGAGAGCUUUGGGUUCAGAGAGGUAAUUGCCCUCUCUGUAAUGGCUUCAUUUGUGAAAUUCUUGAGAUCUUCUGAUGGGCUGCACUCCAUUGUCUUAAAAGUAAGCUCUC
Molecule: messenger RNA, 931 nt
Organism: Impatiens glandulifera
Lineage: Eukaryota; Viridiplantae; Streptophyta; Magnoliopsida; Ericales; Balsaminaceae
Product: importin beta-like SAD2
Exons: 2
Coding region: 150-896 (248 amino acids)
Source: RefSeq, a predicted model, not a curated record